GCGUGUGGGCGCACUACGGGGGCCGAAAGAGGAAGAAAUGUGUGCGCGCGCGGCGUGGCUGGGCCUUCGGGCCCCUCUGGGCGGGCGACGGGGCUUCACCUCCAAGGCGGAUCGUCAGGGAGGCGGCCGGAUCACUGCCGCGGUGAUCGCGCACCUGGAGCGCCUAGCGCUUGUGGACUUCGGCAGUCGCGAGGCAGUGGCGCGACUGGAGAAAGCCAUCGCCUUCGCCGACCGGCUCCACACCGUGGACACGGAUGGGGUGGAGCCCAUGGAGUCCGUCCUGGAGGACAGAUGUCUAUACUUGAGAUCUGACAACGUAGUAGAAGGCAACUGUGUUGAAGAACUACUACAAAACUCCCAUCAUGUCAUGGAGGAGUAUUUUGUGGCCCCCCCAGGUAACAUUUCUUUGCCAAAGCUGGAUGAACAAGAGCCCUUUCCAGACAGCUGAGUAACUAUUCUGGGAAGGGAGCAUCCUGUGAACACAUGUAAUGUGCAAUGACAGUAUUUUGUUACUAUGAAUACUGAAGUUCCUCCUUCUUUCAGUUACCUGAAAAAAUGGAUGCUUAAGCAUUUCUUCAUAGCAACUGACUCUUCUGAAGACAAAAAUUGGGUAACAUCUAGCCAAAACAAGGCAAUGAAUUCCUGAUGCUGAUGGAAAUAAAAGGAAAGAGCAAAAGCCAGCUUCCAAGGAAA
This is a messenger RNA of Carlito syrichta (Philippine tarsier), 693 nucleotides long. RefSeq names its product glutamyl-tRNA amidotransferase subunit C (gene GATC). Gene Ontology annotation, biological process: mitochondrial translation; glutaminyl-tRNAGln biosynthesis via transamidation; regulation of translational fidelity. Lineage: Eukaryota; Metazoa; Chordata; Mammalia; Primates; Tarsiidae. Gene Ontology annotation, molecular function: glutaminyl-tRNA synthase (glutamine-hydrolyzing) activity. The record is from RefSeq and is a predicted model, not a curated record. The transcript has 4 exons. Bases 38 to 448 code for a protein of 136 amino acids. Gene Ontology annotation, cellular component: mitochondrion; glutamyl-tRNA(Gln) amidotransferase complex.